GGCCCUGCACUCUGAGUGUGACUUGGAGCAGCAGCCAUGUCGGGCUCCUACGAUGACUCCAUGAUGGAUGUCUCCAGUGACAGCUUCUGGGAGGUUGGUAACUACAAGCGCUCAGUGAAACGGGUAGACGAUGGAAGCCGGCUCUGUAAUGAUCUGAUGACCUGUAUUCAUGAGCGAGCACGUAUUGAGAAGUCCUACUCACAGCAGCUCUCAGAAUGGGGAAAGCGCUGGCGCCAACUCAUAGACAAAGGCCCUCAGUAUGGUACGCUGGAGCGGGCGUGGUCUGCUCUGUGCACGGAGGCGGAGAAGGUGAGCGAGCUCCACAUGGACGUGAAGUCAGCGCUGAUGGGAGAAGACUACGAGAAGCUGAAGAACUGGCAGAGAGACUCGUACCACAAACAGAUGAUCGGCGGCUUCAAAGAGACUAAAGAGGCGGACGACGGCUUCCGCAAGGCUCAGAAGCCCUGGGGGAAGAAACUCAAAGAGAUGGAAACGAUGAAGAAGUCAUACCACUCUGCCUGUAAAGAAGAGAAGCUAGCAGCCAGCAGGGAGACAAACAGCAAACUGGAGAGCAACAACAACCCCGAAUCCCAAAAGAAGCUCCAGGAAAAGGUGGAGAAGUGUCAGCAGGAGGUGGAGAAGACUAAAGAACGCUAUGAGAAAUCCCUGGAAGAACUGGACAAGCUGACCCCUCAGUACAUGGAGAACAUGGAGCAGGUGUUUGAGCAGUGGCAGCAGUUUGAAGACAAACGGAUUCGCUUCUUCGGGGAGCAGUUGCUGGAGGUUAAACAGCACCUCGAUCUCUCAACCAAUCACAGAUUCCAGACAAUCUACCACACGCUGGAAGACACGAUUACUGCUACUGACGUUGAAGAGGACCUGAAAUGGUUCCGGUCCAAUCACGGCCCCGGCAUGCCAAUGAACUGGCCCCAGUUUGAGGACUGGUCCAUAGAUCUAAACAGGACCCUCAGUAGACGGGAAAAGAAGAAGCCAUCAGAGGGUGUCACACUGACCGGCAUCAGUCAAACUGGAUCUGACCAGCCGGUUCAGCCUGCUAAAACCAGCAGCAGCCUGACUGUACCCAGUAGCACAGCACCAGUGGGUUCAAACCCCUUUGAUGAAGAUGACGGAGAGGAGGAGGAUAAGGAGGAGGAGGAGGAGGAGGAGGAGGAGGAGGAGAUGGCCGUGGAGCAGCAGCAGACCAUAGUCAACCACAACAGUGUGAAAAAAGAGGAAAUAAAAACCGCGAGCAGUAUGGAGAAGAAUCAGGACUGGUCAGAUGAAGACACAGGUGGUAACCCUUUCUCUGCCAACGGUGACGGCAAUCCGUUCGAAGACGAGCCGGCUUCUCCUGUCGUCUCUGUCCCCGUCAAAGCUCUCUACGACUAUGAAGGACAGGAGCAGGACGAGCUGACCUUCAAAGCAGGGGACGAGUUCACCAAAAUCGGUGAAGAAGAUGAUCAGGGUUGGUGCAGAGGUCGGCUCAAGGAAGGAAAAACAGGCCUCUAUCCUGCUAACUAUGUGGAAGACACCCAGUAAUGAUUUAUUACAAAUCAAUAAAUGUGAAUACAAAGUAAGUGGUGUGUUGCGAGAUGAGUGCGGCUGGAAACGAGGAGGCUCUGCAUUAUUUGGACCCUUUUCUAAGUGUUGGCGAAGACUGGACCGGUGUUGGAGAAGGAAGGUGGAGAAGUUGCAGAUUAUGAAAGGACCAUUUGAAAAGUUAUUGCUCGCCACAGAUUGACAGUUAAAAGAUGGAAAUGUACCACAAGUUUCCAGAUGAUUCCAAGCUAAGAAGACCGCAGAGAAAAAAUGCUGUGUAAAUUAUGUUACAUUACUUAGAAUCCCAUUUAUGCUGUUACAAAAAUAAUAGCCUUUCAAGUAUAUAUUAGAAGAGAUUAAAUGUAUGUGUGGAUUUAUAUAUUGUUUAAAGGAAACACUGGGAGGACACAUCAUCUUGCAAUGUUACAUGGAAGCCAUUGAGGAAGAUUACCCUUUUUAUAACCAUGAAGAUCUAUUUAGGUUUAAAACCAUGUUUGCCUUUUAGAAGCCAGUCCAUUAAUGUUAAGAUUUUCUCUUUUUGGACAAAGAAAGCUCUUAUGUUGAGAUUAUUAUGUGAGAUUUAACCUGAUUUUAAAUGAGUGCUUACCUGUCCUGCCAUUCCUUUCAGGGUUGUCUUUCCACUCAGUUCAUCAACUGUUCUGGUUGUUUUAUAAGGAAUGAUACAAAUCAGUGGAGCGUUUUCCUGAUAUUCUUUAUUUAGUUCACAAUGGGUCGGUUCCUCUCGUCACUGCAAUUGAAUGUAUAUUCACUGAUUGUAUUUCCUCACUUAUUUUUGCUGAUUACUUGUUUUUCCCAGCACUGACCCCCCCUGAACAAACUGUCCUCAAACCUUUCACACAAGUCUCUCUCUACUUUCUGUUGAUUGGAGAUUGUAAUACUAUAUGGGUUAUUUUACGCAACACUGAAGGUUUUUCACAAAUGUUUAUCCCUCCUGAAUCUUGUCUCACUUCUUGUAUAACAUCAAGACAUGGGAGAAUAUUUGAGUGUUUUUUUUUUUUAAAUACAUCACAAUUGAUAUAGCAAUAAAACCACAGCCAAGUGUGGCAUUGCAUACAUGCAUGUAAAUAGCCUGGAUGAAAGAUAUUGGAACAAAUUAAGCAGCAAUAUCAGAUGAUUUGUAGUUAGAAAUAGAUGAUUGUUAAUUUAUGAUGCCACAAGUGCUUUUGUUAUACUCUUGUUAGAAUGCUGUGACUGAGAAUCAGUUUGUAUAGUAAUUGAAUGUUUGAUGGCAAACAUCCCUUGGAUCUGUUAUUUUGAUAUAUUUGUACAUAUUAUUAUCCCAUGACAGAUACUCAUUUAAUUAAUCAACGAAUGUGUGAAUACUUGUUCAUCUUUCCUUUGGAUCAAUGAUACGAUUGGACCUGAUUUCUGUAGGCUUGCAUUUCUGCAAAAAAGAACUGCAGGUUUUUCUUUUGAGCAAGCUUCAAAUAAAUGAAAUGCCCAGUGCAUCCAUGAAAUCAAAUUAAACAAAAAGCUAUUCGAUGUCUUUACCUGCUACAUGAGAGGAAAAUUAAUUUGGUUGUCUUUAAUAAUAGUGAGAGAGGAGACCAUGUUUUCAGGGCAUGCUGUCGUCAAAACACAGCAACAGCUGUUCUUGCACAGUAAGGUUUGUAAAUGUUGUCCCACAACAUAAUAAAUGGAUUUAUUGGAUAA
This is a messenger RNA of Notothenia coriiceps (black rockcod), 3213 nucleotides long. RefSeq names its product protein kinase C and casein kinase substrate in neurons 2 (gene pacsin2). Gene Ontology annotation, molecular function: phospholipid binding; protein binding. Gene Ontology annotation, biological process: cytoskeleton organization; plasma membrane tubulation; regulation of endocytosis. Gene Ontology annotation, cellular component: plasma membrane; cytoplasm; endosome. Bases 37 to 1539 code for a protein of 500 amino acids. Lineage: Eukaryota; Metazoa; Chordata; Actinopteri; Perciformes; Nototheniidae. The transcript is spliced from 10 exons. The record is from RefSeq and is a predicted model, not a curated record.